AUGGUCAUAUUUUAUCGCCGGCCCCUACCGAACUGUUCUGACCUCAUGCUACCACUCACCAACAUGCUCUCUAACAUCAAGGCUCUCCUUGAACUUACUGGUGACCCACUGACUGCUUUCGAGAGAAUCAAGGCUUCUCUUGCUGACGCAACCCCGCUCACGCACCCUGCUCUCGAAGCUCAGCUGUCCCUGGCGGCUGACGCUUUGACUGUUGCCGUAAGACCAGUCCUCCGACAAAACCCUAAAAAUUCCACACGACCACUGGCUUUCUUCCCUAAGAGACUCUAGUCCCUGGGACGCAAUAUAAUGCUUUUGGUCAUGAGUUGCUUGCCAAGUACCUGGCUGUGAAGCAUUUCCGACUCUUCCUUUAAGGUCGUGACUUCAUCCUUUUCACAGAACACAAGCUGCUUUCGAUCCCACUCUGGCAAAUAUAACCCAAGAAAGGUUGCCCAUUUGGGCCACAUCUCCUAAUUCCCCGCUGACAUCCUCCACAUUGAUGGCACGAAAAGUGAGGUAGCUGACAUGCUGUACAGACCCUCCCUCUCCGCGUUGUGACUUUCACAUGUGAUCGACCUUGAUACCUAGGAAACUGAACAGCAGCGUGCAGGUUGUCCUGACGACGAGUCUGUUAGAGGUCUCCAGGUCACAGAAUUUCUCCAACCAUCGCUAUUGGUACCAUCUGUUUGUGACGCCCUGGCUCCCAUUCACCAUGCCUUCAUGCUCGCCUCGAUGCGUCGAGCUCUGAGUCAAUCGCUCCAUGGGCUCUUCCGCCCUGUUAUCCGAACCCCAUGAAAGCUCCUCGCGGAAAUUUCAUAUGGCCUGGCAUAAACAAGGAUAUCAAAGCUUGGACACGGUUGUGUUUGAGCUCCCCAGAGAAAAAGGAAACAACGCCACAACAAGUCUCCACCAGGCACCUUCCACACCCAUGACGCAUGGUUCUGUCAUAUGUGUCUGGAUGUCAUAGACAUUUGCCUCCACCUACUUGCUACACUCACCUCUUCAUCUGCGUCGUUCGGUAAACCCGCUGUGCUGAAGGCACCCCUUUAUGAAACAUGCAAGCAGACACCAUUCUGAUGGCUUUCGUCAGUCGUUGGGUCGUCAUUUUCGGUGCUCCAUCCACGGUUACCACUGACCGUGGUGUCCAAUUUUAGUCUGUCUUCUUCCAAGCCCUCCUCACUUUUCUUGGCGCACAGGCAUUCGGACGACGGCCUACCAUCCAGCUGCCAACGGCACGGUCGAAUGUUUCCACUGCCAGCUAAAGACGGCCCUGUGUGCCGCAGAAAACUCGACGAACUGAUCCGACAACCUGCCCAUUGCAAUUCUUGGCAUUUGCACGACACUAAAGUCAUGUUUGGACUGUAGCGUAGCCGAAAUGAUAUUCGACACUAACUCCCGGACUGCCAGGCGAGAUGGUCCCCUUAAUAUCUCGUGAUGCGGAGGAAAAUCUCGGCAGUUUUAUGCUCCCUACACGACAUUUAGUGCGUUCGCUUUCUCCGGUCCCGUCCCGUAUUCCAUCCACCGAGUCAUAUGUAUAAAAAGGCAUGGCGAACUGCACUCAUGUAUUCAGUUGGUUUGAUCGUAUGCGCAAGCCGCCGGAAUCACCAUUACAAGGACCGUUCCGUGUGUUCGAACGCACUAACAAGACCCACCAGUUUCUUCACGGUGAUCAGGAGGAUGUGGUGCGCAUCGAUCAGGUCAAAGGUGCCGUCGCAGAGAAGCUUCCGGAUCUGCCCCAAAGACGAAACUAUGCUGGAUCCCUAUCCCAUGCUCCUCCACCUACUUUACUUCCCUACCCCAGUCUCGUUCUCCUUCUCCACCUUCCAUUUCUCCGCCCCGUGUACUACCUGUUCUGCCACGUCCGCAAUCACCGACUUCAACCUCCUCCUCCUCCUCCUCCUCCUCCUCCUCCAACCCUUCCACCUCAGCACGCACUCAACUGCCUCUUCCCCCCAAGUUCACUUCCCUGAUCGUCUAG
Molecule: messenger RNA, 1975 nt
Organism: Spirometra erinaceieuropaei
Lineage: Eukaryota; Metazoa; Platyhelminthes; Cestoda; Diphyllobothriidea; Diphyllobothriidae
Source: the annotation of a GenBank genome assembly